CCGUACUGCAGGAAUYCCUACUGCCUCCUUUCGUUGCAGAGGGGAGGUCCACUCGACAGAAGAGAAGCUAAAAUGGGAGUAGAAAUCGAGACAAUAACUCCAGGCGAUGGACGGACAUUCCCGAAGAAGGGACAACGYGUCGUGGUCCACUAUGUCGGCACACUGGUGGAUGGGAAAGUCUUUGACUCGUCGAGAUCUCGAGAAAAGCCUUUUAAAUUCAAAAUUGGCCAUCAGGAGGUGAUUCGUGGCUGGGAGGAAGGAGUAGCUCAGAUGAGUGUCGGCCAGCGGGCAAAGCUCACCUGUUCACCAGACUAUGCCUACGGCAGCAAAGGUCACCCAGGGAUCAUCCCACCGAACGCCACUCUCAUCUUCGAUGUGGAGCUGCUGGGGCUGGAAGCCUGAAACCUGCAACCUCCACUUUUGUUUGUUUCUACUCAGAUUUCAGGGUUGACUCCUGUCUUAAGAACGUGGAGGAAAAAAGGUUCACAGAUGAUUCCUGCUCAUUAUUCCUUCAUAGGACCUACAUUUACAGCUUCACAUCUUUUCCCUAACCAUUCAGGUGCAAACUGAGUUAUAUCACUUGUUUUGAAAACUUAUGUCCUCCUAUAUACUUUUCAAGUUCUAGGCCAUCCUAUUCUACUUUGUCACAUACUGAUGUGUAUUUUUAUUGUGAUGCUUUGUUUUUGAACUCAAAGUUUCUUAUCGACUGAAGUAAAUCUGAAAAUGUGUUUGCCAUCAGGAGCAUGUUUUUAAUGAAUGUCAUAAAUCCUGAAUCCAUUUUUCUUUUCUGUGGCUCUGUGGCCUUUACAGUUAAACUGUAUUGAUUGCAGGCGACUAAUUAACUUGAAUGAAAAUAAGAAUAAAUCAUUUGUGAUACUCGCUAGUGGAAUAAAACAAAGAUUAGGAGUAAUGUGCAGAAAAUAAUGUACCAGGGAUUUAGAAAAUCUAACUUUGCCAUGACUAACCUACAAGUCUUGUCAGACAUAAAAAAAUAAAUAACUACAUUUGUGAAUUGUUUACAACUUAACAGCAUUACUCCUGGCUGUAACAAGGUUUAGAGGCACAAGCUGGUUCAAAGUUUUUGGGUCAACAUUUUCUUUUCUCUCUAAAGAUCUGAGGGGGUAUAUUUUACAAAAAAAAAAAAAUAGACAUUUUAUCCCGUCGGCAACUGUAUUUCACUGCUUUGCAUUUUCUGAUCUGUGACUUAUAUUUAAUGGUAUUACAGCACACUAACAAUAAAAGAAAACAAAGAAAGCAAGCAUGUUUUAUUCACCACCAGGAAACAGGGUGUUUUUUUUUAUUUAUUUAUUUUUUGUUGCUAUUUUCAGUUUCUUGUGUAUUUACAGAAAACGGACAAAUUAUACAAAACUAAAAUGUAGAAUCAAAAUAAUUUUUGCUUUGACGCAAUGGUUGCCAUUGACAAGAUGAGUUGUUCAAACUAUAUAAGCCAUAUUUUGCAAUAAAAUGUUGUCUUGCUCAAA
Austrofundulus limnaeus is the source of this 1481-nucleotide messenger RNA. RefSeq names its product peptidyl-prolyl cis-trans isomerase FKBP1A. Gene Ontology annotation, biological process: protein peptidyl-prolyl isomerization. The record is from RefSeq and is a predicted model, not a curated record. Gene Ontology annotation, molecular function: peptidyl-prolyl cis-trans isomerase activity. The transcript is spliced from 5 exons. The coding region runs from base 73 to 402 and encodes 109 amino acids. Lineage: Eukaryota; Metazoa; Chordata; Actinopteri; Cyprinodontiformes; Rivulidae. Gene Ontology annotation, cellular component: sarcoplasmic reticulum membrane; cytoplasm.